Molecule: messenger RNA, 1190 nt
Organism: Rhea pennata
Lineage: Eukaryota; Metazoa; Chordata; Aves; Rheiformes; Rheidae
Product: C-signal-like
Exons: 6
Coding region: 411-1190 (259 amino acids)
Cellular component (GO): cytoplasm
Molecular function (GO): oxidoreductase activity
Source: RefSeq, a predicted model, not a curated record
GGAAACCAGCAGAAGGGGAAUGCGUUCAACCUCCGACUGGCGUUACAUGGGAAAGACACGGAAAUGCUGUGAAGCUGUCAGGCCCACCUGAGCCAUGGGGCACCCUGUGUCCCUUCCACUGGCUGCUCCCUCCCUCCUCCCUCAGCACGCCUUCUCCUGGGCUCCUGCUUCACAGGGCCAAGGUCCUAGAGGUCAGUUCUGUGUGUUUGGGAAUGUUAAGUGACUUCUGGCCUUUGGAGCGAUGAGGGCUGGUGCCCAGGCAGGAACUGGGUCCUAGAGAGCUGGAGAGACUGUACCUAGAGCAAAGUCUUUGCGCAAGCCUGAGUGGGUGGGGUGGCAGCAGGCUGUAAGUAGCAUUAAGGAUCUGAGUGAGCUAGGCAAGCUAGAGCAGAGGCAGGAGGAGCAGCAGCAUGGCAGGGCUUCGUGUCCGCUCCGCUCUGGUCACUGGGGCCAAUCGAGGAAUCGGCCUGGGAAUUGUCAAGCAGCUCCUGCAGAUGCCAAACCCACCCGAGUGGGUCUUUGCAGCCUGCCGGGACCCCAAGGGAGAGCGAGCACAGGAGUUACAGCAUUUGGCCUCCAAGCACGCCAACCUGGUCAUCAUCCCGCUUGAAGUCACUGACCCCACCAGCAUCCAGGCAGCUGCAGGCAGAGUCAGGGAGCACCUGAAGGACUCUGGGCUGAACCUCCUCAUCAACAACGCUGGCAUUGCAAAUCCAAGCUCUUUGGAUACUGAGACUGUGGAGAACAUGUCCCAGGUGUAUGCCACCAACACGACUGGGCCCCUGCUGGUGAGCCAGGCAUUCCUGCCCUUGCUGAAGAAGGCUGCCCAGGGAAGCUCGAGCUCUGAGCUGAGCUGCAGCAAGGCAGCCAUCAUCAACAUGUCCAGUAUUGCUGGCUCCAUAGAGGAAAUACGUUUAUCGGAAAAUGUGCAAUAUAUCUCAUACCGCUGCAGCAAGGCUGCUCUGAACAUGCUCACCAAGUGCCAGUCCUUGGGGUACCGGCAACACGGCAUCCUCUGUGCUGCUCUCCACCCUGGCUGGGUGCAAACGGACAUGGGGAGCUCAGCUGGACACAAGCCCCCACUGACGGUGGACGUGAGCGUACAAGGAAUGCUGAAUGUGCUCUGCUCCCUCUCCGAGAAGGACACAGGGACUUUCCUGGACUGGGAAGGGAAAGUAGUGCACUGGUGA